GUGGUGGAGAUGAAUAGUACUGGAGGUGGGGGUGGGGUUGGGGUUGGGGGUAACAGUACUGGGAAUCUGAUGGGAAUGGGGAUGGGGAUGAGGUCACCUUUUACAGUGUCUCAGUGGCAAGAGCUGGAGCAUCAGGCCCUGAUCUUCAAGUAUAUGAUGGCAGGCAUGCCUGUGCCUCCUGAUCUCGUGCUUCCUAUUCAGAAGAGUUUUGACUCCAUCUCUCAGAGAUUCUUCCAUCCCUCCAUGGGUUAUUGUUCCUUCUAUGGGAAGAAGGUGGACCCGGAGCCAGGACGCUGCAGGAGGACUGAUGGCAAGAAAUGGAGGUGCUCAAAGGAUGCAUACCCCGACUCCAAGUACUGUGAGCGCCAUAUGCACCGUGGCCGCAACCGUUCAAGAAAGCCUGUGGAAUCACAAACAAUGACACAGUCAUCGUCAACUGUGACAUCCUUGAUUGUCUCCGGAACCAGCAGUGGAACUGUGAGCUUCCAGACCCUUCCAUUGAAUUCCUUUGGGAAUACGCAAGGCGCCAGUUCCGGAACCAAUCAGUCUCAUUAUCAAAUAGACUCCAUUCCCUUUGGAAUCCCAAACAAAGAUUAUAGGUAUCUUCCAGGACUUAAACCUGAUAUGGGUGAGCAUAGUUUUCUCUCUGAUACUUCAGGAAGCAACAGGGGUCUCCACAUGGACUCUCCAUUGGACGGUACAUGGCCUGUGAUGCCAUCCAGAGUUACCUCAUUUCCUACAUCAACAUCGGGUGAUGGCUCUGUAUUGCAGAAUGAUUAUCGACAGAAUUCAUUUUUCAAUAAUGAUUUCCCCUCGGGGGAACCUUUGAAACAUGAAGGUCAGCCUCUCCGACCUUUCUUUGAUGAGUGGCCUAAAGGCCGAGAUGCCUGGUCUGGUCUUGAGGAUGAGAGAUCCAACCAAACCUCAUUCUCCACAACCCAGCUCUCAAUAUCAAUUCCAAUGACUUCUUCCGACUUCUCUGCAACAAGUUCUCAAUCUCCACAUGAUAAUUGACAGAAGCACGGGAAGGCUAGCAGAAGUUGUAGCAUGUGGUA
Molecule: messenger RNA, 1055 nt
Organism: Fragaria vesca subsp. vesca
Lineage: Eukaryota; Viridiplantae; Streptophyta; Magnoliopsida; Rosales; Rosaceae
Product: growth-regulating factor 5-like
Exons: 4
Coding region: 10-1014 (334 amino acids)
Biological process (GO): regulation of DNA-templated transcription; developmental process; DNA-templated transcription
Cellular component (GO): nucleus
Molecular function (GO): ATP binding
Source: RefSeq, a predicted model, not a curated record